GGCAAAGCAAUUAGCAAAUAUCCGGAAACGGACAAAUGAAAGAUGGCUUCCCAAUUGGCGGUAGAAACAAACAAAUAUCGGAGUUAAUUAAAAGUCCGUCGGAAGAUGCCACUUUUUGGUGAUCAGAGAAUGAGAGGAGUGGCUGUGUGUUUGUGAGGCCGAAGAAUAAAAGGGGCAUUUGAUUGAUGGUGGAGAUGAUGAACGAGGGUAUGGCUGAAGAUUUGGCCAUCGCCGGAGGUCUCAUCGCCGUGCAAUGUAUCGCCGCCGUCCACGCUGUGUUCAUGAGCUAUCUCAUGACUUUGGAGAUCGAUCCUCUCACCAUUGUCAUUUUCACCUGCUUCUCUACCUUCCUCGUCGUCUUCCCCUUCGCCAUCUACUUCGAAAGGAAGAAAUGGCCCCAGAAAUUCAGUUACAAGUUAAUCAUACAGAUUUUGAUGCUAUCCUUCGGAGGGGUAACUCUGUUCCAGUCCUUCUCCCUUAAAGGAAUAAAACUGACUUCGCCAACAAUGGGAACGGCCAUGCCAAACCUUGCCCCAGGUCUUAUCUUCAUCAUCGCCUGGACUCUCAGGUUAGAGAAAGUAAACGUAAGAAGCACAUAUAGUAAAGUCAAGAUCUUGGGCACCAUAAUCUGCGUCGCAGGGGCUCUCGCAAUGAGCCUAAUGCAGAGCAUAUCUCCACCUGCGCCCAAGAUAGAAACUGGGAUGAAAUUGCCAACGUUCCCACCAGAUGCUAUUUUUGAUAUGAAAAAGAUCAAAGGUUGUCUUUAUCUCGUGGCUUCUGUCGUCAUAUUAUCCAACGCCUACGUCUUGCAGGCUUUUAUUUUACGAGACUUUCCUGCACCCAUAUCCCUCAGCGCAACCAUAUCCUUACUCGGAGCUUUCAUGACUGCAAUAGCUGAGUUGCUUCAAGAUCACAGAUUGAAAACUGGUGGGCAAAAUCUCAGUGUUCCAAAACUCAUUGGCUUUACUUUUCUGGCAGGUGCGGUGCUUGGAUUAUGCUUCAGCUUCCACGGAUGGGCAGUGAAGAAGAAAGGACCAGUUUUGGUGUCCAUGUUCAGUCCCAUUUCUACAGUUUGCUCCAUCAUUUUCUCUGCCGUAACACUUGGAGAUACUAUCAAUAUCGGAAGCCUGGUGGGUAUGUUCCUGAUGUUUACGGGGCUAUACUUUGUGCUCUGGGCUAAAGGGAAAGAAGGGUUCGAUUACGGAGAUGGCUUGGAAACCGAGUUUGAUGCAGAGAAGCCUCUCCUAAGUUGAAGCGCGAGUGUUUUUGAGCGGGCGAUUACGUACAUAUUCUCAUCGUUAGAACCUUAGAGUAAGAUAGGACAAGCUACAGUAGAUUUUAGAACAAGAUAAAGGUACUGGUGUUACAAGGAUAUGCAAAAUUGCAAAUUCACAAAGAAUUUGCGUAUGAACAAGUGCUUUUGAGAGUGUGAUAGAAAAAAGUGUAAUAGAUGCUUUGAAGUUAAUUGUCUUGAUCCGAAUCUUUUUUAUUAAUCUCCUUUUUGACUUGCUGAA
This is a messenger RNA of Neltuma alba, 1514 nucleotides long. Its product is annotated as WAT1-related protein At5g47470-like. Gene Ontology annotation, molecular function: transmembrane transporter activity. The record is from RefSeq and is a predicted model, not a curated record. Gene Ontology annotation, cellular component: membrane. NCBI's taxonomy places the organism in Eukaryota, Viridiplantae, Streptophyta, Magnoliopsida, Fabales, Fabaceae. The coding region runs from base 186 to 1253 and encodes 355 amino acids. The transcript has 7 exons.